Messenger RNA from Fusarium proliferatum ET1, 2280 nucleotides. RefSeq names its product putative DNA helicase RAD25. Gene Ontology annotation, biological process: transcription initiation at RNA polymerase II promoter; nucleotide-excision repair. The coding region runs from base 1 to 2280 and encodes 759 amino acids. NCBI's taxonomy places the organism in Eukaryota, Fungi, Ascomycota, Sordariomycetes, Hypocreales, Nectriaceae. Gene Ontology annotation, cellular component: transcription preinitiation complex; transcription factor TFIIH holo complex; nucleotide-excision repair factor 3 complex. The record is from RefSeq and is a predicted model, not a curated record. The transcript has a single exon. Gene Ontology annotation, molecular function: hydrolase activity; ATP binding; DNA binding.
AUGUCGCUCAAGCGAAAAGGGAGAAAAGCUUCGAUUGACUUGAGUAACAUCAUCAAACGCGACUUCUCAUAUCUUGCGCCGAACCCUGAUAGCGCCAACCGGCCAUUAUGGAUUGACCCCGACAAAGGAUACAUCAUUCUUGAACGCUUUCAUCCUCUGGCGGACUUAGCCACUGACUUCCUCGUUACUAUCGCGGAGCCUCAAUCCAGGCCUGCUUUUCUUCACGAGUACAAGAUCACGCCGCAUAGUCUCUACGCCGCUGUCUCUGUUGGUCUGAAUGGUGAAGAUAUUAUCAACACUCUUGACAAGUUUCUCAAAACGGAACUUCCGCAAACGAUCAAGGAGUUCAUCAGAUCGUGCACCAAGAGCUAUGGAAAGGUCAAGCUGGUUUUGAAGAGCAAUAAAUAUUUCGUCGAGAGCAGCGACGCAGAUGUUCUUCAGACUUUGCUCAAAGACAGCAUUAUCGGUCCCCUUCGAGUGAGCGACUCUGAUGAGAUUACCACAGUGCGUGCGCCUGCGCUGGGUGGCUUGGUUAUUCCUGGAACAAAGAACGCGGCGGGGGCUCAGCAAGCAGACCUCCCACAAAACACAGACAAAGAGCCGGAUCACAUUGAGGCCAUUCUGAAUGAUGAAGACAACGAUGAUGAGACAGAAGCAGUCCAUGCUUUCGAGAUUCCCGACAGCGCCGUUGAAAGCGUGCAAAAGCGCUGCCUGGACCUGUCCUACCCCAUCCUAGAAGAGUACGACUUUCGUUGCGACAACGUCAACCCCGACUUGGAUAUCGAUCUUCGCCCAAACACCCAAAUCAGACCUUAUCAAGAAAAGAGUCUCAGUAAGAUGUUCGGCAAUGGUCGCGCCAAAAGCGGCAUCAUCGUUCUCCCAUGCGGCGCAGGGAAAACCCUCGUCGGCAUCACAGCAGCAUGCACCAUCCGAAAAGGCGUCAUCGUUCUCUGCACAAGCUCAGUCUCUGCUGUACAAUGGCGCAAUGAGUUCCUCAAAUGGUCAAACAUUAACCCCGAGGACAUCACAACCUUUACGUCCGACAGCAAGGAGAAGUUCUCUGGAAGUACCGGUGUUAUUGUGACGACGUAUUCAAUGGUUACGAAUAGUCGCGAGCGCGCUCAUGACUCAAAGAAAAUGAUGGAUUUCCUGGCAGGACGGGAAUGGGGGUUGAUGCUUCUUGAUGAGGUACAUGUCGUUCCGGCGAAUAUGUUUCGACGUGUCAUCUCGUCGAUUAAAACGCACUCUAAGCUUGGACUUACUGCCACGCUGCUUCGUGAGGAUGACAAGAUCGAUCAUCUCAACUUCCUCAUCGGGCCGAAGUUGUACGAAGCAAAUUGGAUGGAACUGUCGCAGCAGGGGCAUAUCGCCAAGGUGCAAUGCGCUGAGGUCUGGUGUUCCAUGCCGACUGUCUUUUACGAGCAAUACCUAAAGGUCUCGUCUCGCAUGAAACGAACACUAGCCGCUAUCAAUCCGUCCAAAUUCCAGGCUUGCCAAUUUCUUAUUAAUUAUCAUGAAGCGCGCGGGGAUAAGAUCAUCGUCUUCUCUGAUGAGCUUUAUUCCCUCAAGCUGUAUGCAUACAAGCUGAAGAGGUACCUUAUUUACGGGGGAACAAGCCAAGAGGAGCGACUCAGGGUUCUUGACCAUUUCCGUCACAACCCCGAGGUGAAUACGCUAUUCCUCUCCAAAAUUGGGGACACAUCGCUCGAUCUCCCCGAAGCAACGUGCCUUAUCCAAAUAUCCUCACAAUUCGGCUCCCGCCGUCAAGAGGCACAGCGCCUCGGCCGUAUCUUGCGGGCAAAACGGCGAAACGAUGAGGGCUUCAAUGCCUUCUUUUACUCUCUCGUCUCCAAAGACACGUCUGAAAUGCACUUUGCGUCAAAGCGGCAAGCCUUCCUCAUUGAUCAAGGCUACGCGUUCAAAGUCAUCACCAAGCUAUAUGGUAUCGAAAAGACGCCCGAUCUCGCAUUUUCUACUGCCUCCGAACAAAAGGAGUUGCUUCAAGGCACGCUAGUCGAUAACGAAACUUCUGUCGAUGAUGAAUUUGCUGCGGGUGAUCUCUGGGGCCAGGAGAAGACCGGGGGAAAGGGCGGAAAAGCCAAGGGGGAGAACACGGUGAAGCGCGUCGCGGAGUAUCUUGAUCAGCUUAGUGGUGUGCAGGACAUGGCGUACAUUGAACGGAAUACCUCUGCUAACAAGGGUCUGAAGAGCAAAAAGGGUGAAAAGAGCGACUUCUUCAAGAAAAUCGACAGAGAGAACAAGCGACGGAAGAACAAGUGA